This is a messenger RNA of Oryza brachyantha (malo sina), 2991 nucleotides long. Its product is annotated as WD repeat-containing protein 44-like. Gene Ontology annotation, molecular function: protein binding. The transcript is spliced from 7 exons. Lineage: Eukaryota; Viridiplantae; Streptophyta; Magnoliopsida; Poales; Poaceae. The record is from RefSeq and is a predicted model, not a curated record. The coding region runs from base 266 to 2692 and encodes 808 amino acids.
CCUCCGCCAUCAUCCAGCCGGCCAGGUCGGGUCGAAUCGAACGAAUCGAGUCGAGUCGUCUGCAAAGUCCAAGCUCCGGGGGGAGAGGGGGAGGGAGAGAGAGGCUCCAAAUGGCGUCCUCGCUGUUGCCUUCCCAACUGGACGCCGACGCCGACGACGCGCCCCGCACGCACUAGACCAAAACCUCAACCUCCUCGGCUGACUUCCCAUAUAAGUCGCCGUUCGGGCGCGCGGGGCGUCUCGCCGGAGCGGGGGAUCAGUCGCAAUGCCGGAGGCGGCGGUGGGGAUGGAUCCGGCAGCGGCGGCGUACGGCGACGAGGCGGAGCGGGAGGGGCAGGAGACUGAGGGGGAGGAGUUCUACGAGUCGCUGGAUCGGAUCCUCUCGUCCUCGUGCUCGUCCACGUCCGCCUCCGACGACGACGCGGGGGACCCGCACCGCCGGCGCCGGCGGCACCACGCGGCGGGCCAGGCGGCGCUGCCGCAGCUGUCGUCGUCCGCGACGUUCUCCGCCUACGAGGUCUGGAUCUCCGAGCCGACCUCCGUCGAGGAGCGCCGCCGCGUGCUGCUGCGUCGGCUCGGGCUCGCCUGCGACUCCGAGCCCCUGUCGCCCCCCUCGCCCCGCGUCUCCGACACUCGCUCGCCGACGCCUUCUCCCCCGUCCUCGUCGCCGCCCCGGCAGGUGGCGCCCGCGGAGGAGCCCAGAUCCAGCGGGCACGGGAAGCCGCCGCUUGCGCGGAACCCGAGCGGCGGCGCGGAGCAAUGCCGGAUCCGGAACCUGGACGACGGCACGGAGUUCGAGGUCGGGGAGGUUCACGACGAGGUGGUGCGGGAGGUCGGCACUGGUCGGCAGCUCACUUUCGAGGAGUUCGAGCUCUGCAUUGGUCGCUCUCCAAUCGUACAAGAGCUCAUGCGCCGGACCACCACUGCGGCAUCGACCUCCACCUCCGACCACGCUGCCCCCGCAUCCAAACCCCGAAGGAAGCCUGGAGGAUGGCUGCGCGGCAUCAGGCACCUGGCCGGAAGCGUUGCCUACGUGCGCCGCAGCACCGAUGAGAGGGAUAAGGAGAAGGAGAAGGAGAAGAAGGAGAGGGAGGCCCGCCGCCUGAGCUCCGCCACCGACGACAGCCUUGAUGGCACCGGCUCGCGCAAUGCAGGGAGGAUCAGGGUGCGGCAGUAUGGGAAGGCGUGCAAGGAGCUCACCGGGCUGUUCAUGACACAGGAGUUGGCUGCCCAUUCGGGCUCAAUUUGGUGUAUUAACUUCAGCUUGGAUGGACGAUACCUUGCAAGCGCCGGGGAGGACCGUGUCAUCCAUGUGUGGGAGGUAUCGGAGGGAGAUAGAAAGGGAGAGUUGCUCGGGGAAGGUACGGUGCCAAGGGAGAACGGUGGCGGCUGCAGCCCGUUUCUUGGAGCCGUUGGAAAUGGGUCACCAGAGGUAGCAACAUUGUCAUUGAGCUGCGCUGAUGGGGGUUUUGUGGAGAAGAAGAGAAGGCCAAGGAUGCAAAGCAGCCGGAAGUCUGUUGGCUCUGAUCAUCUAGUUGUGCCUGAAUGUGUGUUUGGGUUCAGAGAUAAACCAGUAUGCUCUCUACUGGGUCAUGCCGCCGAUGUUCUUGAUCUGUCGUGGUCCAAAUCUCAGUACUUGCUUUCAUCCUCAAUGGACAAAACUGUUAGACUGUGGGACAUCAGUACUAGUACCUGUUUGAAAACAUUCUCUCACACAGACUAUGUAACUUGCAUCCAGUUCAAUCCGGUAGAUGACAAUUUCUUCAUUAGUGGAUCACUUGAUGAAAAAGUUCGCAUUUGGAAUGUCCAUGAUCGUAAGAUUGAAGAUUGGAAUGAUCUUCAUGAGAUGGUCACUGCUGCGUGUUACUCCCCUGAUGGACAGGUUGCAUUGGUGGGGUCACACAAGGGAAGCUGCCAUUUAUUUGACACAACCGAAAAGAAGCUUCAGUACAAAAGUCAGAUAGAGCUAAGAAUCAGGAAGAAGAAGUCUGGCCAGAAGAAGAUAACUGGCUUCCAGUUUGCUCCCGGAAGUUCGUCAGAAGUUCUGAUAACCUCUGCAGAUUCAAGAAUCCGUGUAGUUAAUGGUGAUGAACUAGUUCACAAAUUUAAAGGGUUCCGCAAUACAAGUAGCCAAAUAUCCGCUUCUGUAGCUCCAAACGGGAAAUAUGUAGUCUGUGCCAGUGAGGACUCCCACGUGUAUGUCUGGAGGCAUGACAAUACUUCACAUCCAAGCAGAAGCAGGAGCGCAGUUGAUGUAACCAACUCGUAUGAGCAUUUCCAUUGCCAUGAUGUUACUGUGGCUAUCACAUGGCCUGGCGCUGAAUCCCGUGGGUCAUUUGGGUCCCGUAGCAGCAGAAACAGUGAUUCAGACGAUGCAGUGAACGCUGGUCAGGACGUCCCUGUAGAAAACAGUGAGCAUGAUCUGAACGGCGCUGUCAAUAGAUGCACCAAGCGCCCAGUUUGUGAAGGUGUUGCAAGCACAAGCAAUCCUCCAGUGGAUGGAGUAUCAACAUCCUGGCCUGACGAGAAACAAUCGUCUGCCAAGAGCAGUCCUGGUCACUGCUCAUCCGACCUAUGCAUUGGAGCAUUGGAUGUUCAGCGCCGGUCAGCGUGGGGAUUGGUGAUUGUCACUGCAGGACGGGGCGGUGAAAUCAGGGUGUUUCAGAAUUUCGGUUUCCCAGUUCAAGUGUAAAGCUAGUGUGAGCAUAUUCAGAGAUGUUCGUUUGUUUACUGUAUAGAUAUCGUUAGCUUUUCUCCAUUUCACCCUAGUUCUUUAACUAGUUGUUAAAAGAUUUCCCUGUUUCGCUGUAAGGUUGGGAGCCCCAAGAGCUCACUCCAACCCUCCAAGCACCACACUAUUUUUUUAAGUUGCUGAUACAAAGGCUUUGUGUAAUUGUAUGGGUUAACAGCCAAUACAUCGAUUUGUUUGUUCAUAUAUUGUUUCUUUGUUUAUACACUGAUUGAUAUAUGAAGAUGAUUUCUAACUUCAUG